UCUGCGAUUGGUCUGCGCGAGCCAGCGAGCGGGGUGCGGCGGCGGCUGAGGGCAACCUAGCGGGUCGUGACCGGAGCCUUCCCCUGACGCCCCGAAGACCGGCGGCAGCGGUAUCCUCGCACCGGUCCGGCCAGCGGAGACCCGCGGGGAGGCGAUAGCGGCGGCCUCGGCAAGCCGUCUUUAUCUAGAGCUGUAUACACUGAGCAUCCUGGAGUCCACCAUGAGUGGACAGUUGGACCUAAGUGGGAAGCUAAUCAUCAAAGCUCAACUUGGGGAGGAUAUUCGGCGAAUUCCCAUUCAUAAUGAAGAUAUUACUUAUGAUGAAUUAGUGCUAAUGAUGCAACGAGUUUUCAGAGGAAAACUUCUGAGUAAUGAUGAAGUUACAAUAAAGUAUAAAGAUGAAGAUGGAGAUCUUAUCACAAUUUUUGAUAGUUCUGACCUUUCCUUUGCAAUUCAGUGUAGUAGGAUACUGAAACUGACGUUAUUUGUUAAUGGCCAACCAAGGCCCCUCGAAUCAAGCCAGGUGAAAUAUCUCCGUCGAGCACUAAUAGAACUUCGAAAUAAAAUUAAUCGCUUAUUGGAUAGCUUGGAACCACCUGGAGAACCAGGACCUUGCACCAGUAUUCCUGAAAAUGAUACUGUUGAUGGUAGAGAAGAAAAACCUGCUGCUUCUGAUUCUUCUGGAAAGCAGUCUACUCAGGUUAUGGCUGCAAGUAUGUCGGCCUUUGAUCCCUUGAAAAACCAAGAUGAAAUCAAUAAAAAUGUCAUGUCUGCAUUUGGCUUAACAGAUGACCAGGUUUCGGGGCCACCCAGUGCUCCUGCAGAAGACCGUUCAGGAACGCCUGACAGCAUUGCUUCCUCUUCCUCAGCAGCUCACCCACCAGGAGUUCAGCCACAGCAGCCACCGUAUACAGGAGCUCAGACACAAGCAGGUCAGAUUGAAGGUCAGAUAUACCAACAGUACCAGCAACAGGCCGGCUAUGGUGCUCAGCAGCCACAAGCUCCCCCUCAGCCACCACAACAGUAUGGUAUUCAGUAUUCAGCAGGCUAUAGUCAGCAGACUGGACCCCAACAACCUCAGCAGUUCCAGGGAUAUGGCCAGCAACCAACUUCCCAGGCACCGGCUCCUGCCUUUUCUGGUCAACCUCAACAACUGCCUGCUCAACCGCCACAGCAGUACCAGGCGAGCAGUUAUCCUCCACCAACUUAUACCACUCAAACUUCUCAGCCUGCUAAUUAUACUGUGGCCCCUACUUCACAACCUGGCAUGACUCCAAGCCAACCAGGGGCCUAUCAACCAAGACCAGGUUUUACUCCACCUCCUGGAAGUACCGUGACCCCUCCUCCAAGUGGGCCUAACCCUUAUGCUCGUAACCGUCUUCCCUUUGGUCAGGGCUAUACCCAUCCUGGACCUGGCUAUCGAUAAGGAGGCUCAGCUACACUGAUGAAUGUAGCUGCUAGCUAUUUGCCUCCCCAAAGACUCCAAUACUACUAGUUUAUUUUAAUUUGUAUUGAAGUUCAGAAAUUUAAAAAAAGCAGAGCGUUUUUUUUAUAUCAAUAUCAUUGUUUCUGUUAAAUGAAAGUAUAAUUUGCUGGAACAUGAAAAAAGACCAAGGUGAAAUUUUUUUCCUCCCCUGCUUUAAAAUGUAGCAGCUUCCUAGUUAACUUUAUUUUGGAACACUACUCUUAAACGUGUGUAAAGUGAUUGACUUUCUAGCUUGCCUUGUCCAGGGGAUAUUAAAAUGUUAGGUUGAGGUUUAGCCAGCUUACUUGGCUUUUUACUAUUAACAUGAUGUACUAAAGUAGAUCCCUUAAGAAGACAACUAGAUAAUAUGUACAAAAUGUAACAUUGAUAGGCUAAUAAAGAUGA
Messenger RNA from Choloepus didactylus (southern two-toed sloth), 1870 nucleotides. Its product is annotated as protein TFG-like. Bases 221 to 1426 code for a protein of 401 amino acids. Gene Ontology annotation, cellular component: endoplasmic reticulum exit site. The transcript has a single exon. Gene Ontology annotation, biological process: COPII vesicle coat assembly; endoplasmic reticulum to Golgi vesicle-mediated transport. The record is from RefSeq and is a predicted model, not a curated record. Gene Ontology annotation, molecular function: identical protein binding. NCBI's taxonomy places the organism in Eukaryota, Metazoa, Chordata, Mammalia, Pilosa, Megalonychidae.